CUAUUGACUCUGCAGACAGUUGGUGACUUCUGCGCACUUUGGCAACUACUGCGCACUGUGCGCUUCAUUUUACAUGGCCUACCUCUUUGUGACUGAGAUGUUGUUCUUCCCAGUUGCUUCCACUUUAAUACAAUACCACAAACAUUUGAUCGUGGAAUAUUUAGUAGCAAGGAAAUUUCAUGGAUGGACCUAUUGCACAGAUGUCAACCUAUCACAGUACUACGCUUGAAUUCACUGAGCCCCUGAGAGUGACCCGUUCUUUCACAAAUGUUUGUAGAAGCAGUCAGCAUGCCUAGGCACUUGAUUUUAUA
Staurois parvus is the source of this 311-nucleotide messenger RNA. Lineage: Eukaryota; Metazoa; Chordata; Amphibia; Anura; Ranidae. The record is from the annotation of a GenBank genome assembly.